Messenger RNA from Chilo suppressalis (striped riceborer), 570 nucleotides. NCBI's taxonomy places the organism in Eukaryota, Metazoa, Arthropoda, Insecta, Lepidoptera, Crambidae. The record is from the annotation of a GenBank genome assembly.
AUGACUGAGUCAACAGAGGUAGUAAAAAUCAACAAAUGGGACGGAGCAGCAGCAAAAAAUGCCAUUGAUGAUGCCAUUAGAGAGGUUUUCACUGGUGACCUUAAGUGCAAGGAGAGUUUUGCUCUGAUUGAUGGAAGACUUUUCCUCUGUGCAUUAGCAGUUGGUGUGGCUCUAUAUGCCCUUCUCUGGGACUACUUAUACCCAUUCCCACAAUCAAGACUGGUUCUCAUUAUUUGUGUGUCUUCAUAUUUUAUCCUCAUGGGCAUACUCACUCUGUAUACCACAUUCAAAGAAAAAGGAAUAUUUGUAGUCGCCAAAGAAAAGGUUGGCAACAACAACAGAGUCUGGGAGGCUAGUUCAUAUGUCAAAAAGCACGACGACAAGUACAGCCUGGUAGUGGUGAUGCGUGAGGCGGGGGGGGCGGGGGGGGCGGGGCGGUGCCGCGAGGCUUCUGUCAACAAGUCGUUCGCGACCUACAUCGAUGUCAACGGCGCCGUCGUGCAGAGCGUCGUCCUCGCCGAGAUCACUAAACUCUACAAUUCCCUCUCAUCCGAGAAGAAGGAGAAGUGA